Molecule: messenger RNA, 3597 nt
Organism: Ctenopharyngodon idella (grass carp)
Lineage: Eukaryota; Metazoa; Chordata; Actinopteri; Cypriniformes; Xenocyprididae
Gene: grk7b
Product: G protein-coupled receptor kinase 7b
Exons: 4
Coding region: 628-2271 (547 amino acids)
Biological process (GO): signal transduction; regulation of signal transduction; protein phosphorylation
Cellular component (GO): cytoplasm
Molecular function (GO): rhodopsin kinase activity; ATP binding
Source: RefSeq, a predicted model, not a curated record
UUAAGGUUGGUUCACACUGAAUGACAAGGUGAACUGGCACUAACAUUGAAGAAAGAAGAAUGUCAUUUUUUACUUGGUCUAGUAAAAAAAAUACCAAGAACCUUACAGGUGUGGGAAAAAUUAAAGAGGGCUUGACCAAAAAAGUUUGAGAACCACUGCUUUAACAACUGGAUAGCAACACCCUAUAGUAUUAAAGCAGCAAAUUUUGCAUGGGCAAGCACCACUCAAAGUUUCUUCAGAAACCCAUCUAAUUCUAUUUAUUUUCUUGAGCUGAAGUUGACUGUAGAGGACUGAGCGCGUCAGAGGCAACAAUUGCAUUGUCUAUCCCUUAGCAUUGUGGCUAAACAUAGUACAAAGCCUCUUAAGUUACGAACGCAUAAGUUCAUUUCCGUGAGAGCAGUAUCCACGAAUUAGCAUACAAAGACACUUACUUAAGAGAAAAUCCUUAUUGAGGUUUUUAAUUCUGACUGAGCAAUUACAUGAGUGGCACAGGGAGGACUUGGACUUGAGGCACUGAAGCCUCAUUCUUUUUGACUCAUCUUGCUUGCCACUGUGCUGCCUACAUUUCAGUCCUUUUCCAUUGUUACCUGCAGCGUCACAUAGUUGACCCCUCACCUCACCACAGCCAUGUGUGACAUGGGUGGACUGGACAAUCUGGUGGCCAACACUGCCUACCUGAAAGCACAGAGUCUAGAUGACAAGGAGAUGAGGAAACGCAGACGUAGCCUAAUUCUUCCCAAACUUGAAAACUGUACAAAGGUGCGUGCAGCUAUUCCCAAGGACUUUGAGGACAUCUGUGAGCAGCAGCCCAUUGGGAAAACAUGCUUCCGACAGUUCCUCUUAGCCUCCAAUCCAGAAUACCUUGCUGCUGCAGAGUUCCUGGAGGAGUUGAAUGACUGGAAUUUGGCAGAGGCAGGUGCUAAAGAAAAAGCCAGGCAGAAUAUCAUUAACAAAUUCUGCAAAGCUGACUCCAAAAGUUUCCUGGCUUAUCUGACAGAGGACAUGGCGGAGAAGUGUAAAGCCGUUUCUGAGAAGGACUUUGAGGAGGUGAUGAUGGGACAGGUGAAAGAAGCCACACAAGAGUUUCUGAGAGGAAUACCUUUCAAUGAGUAUCACACCAGCCCCUUCUUUGAUAGAUUUGUGCAGUGGAAGGAAUUCGAGAAGCAGUCCAUCUCUGAUAAAUACUUCUACGAGUUCAGGACUUUGGGGAAAGGAGGAUUUGGAGAGGUGUGUGCUGUUCAGGUCAAAAGCACGGGUCAGAUGUAUGCCUGCAAGAAGCUGGACAAGAAACGCUUGAAGAAAAAGGGUGGGGAAAAGAUGGCUCUUCUGGAGAAAAAAAUCUUGGAGAAGGUAAACAGCCUUUUUCUGGUGAACCUGGCCUACGCAUUUGACACAAAGACCCACCUGUGUCUGGUCAUGACUCUGAUGAAUGGAGGGGAUCUGAAGUACCAUAUUUACCACAUUGGGGAGCAUGGCAUUGAGAUGGAGCGAAUCAUUCACUACACAGCUCAGAUCACCACUGGUAUCUUGCACCUACAUGCUAUGGAUAUUGUGUACCGUGACAUGAAGCCAGAGAACGUCCUACUGGACAGUCAGGGCCAGUGCAGGUUGUCAGACCUGGGUCUAGCUGUGGAACUACCGAAUGGGAAAACUAUCUCUCAGAAGGCUGGCACUAAGGGGUAUAUGGCGCCAGAGAUCCUGAAGCAGGAACCAUACCGUACGUCAGUGGACUGGUGGGCUUUGGGCUGUAGCAUCUAUGAGAUGGUGGCCGGCCGUUUGCCCUUUAGAGAUCACAAAGAGAAGGUUACUAAAGAAGAGAUAGUAAGGAGAACUCUAGAAGAUGAGUGCAAAUUUGAACACAAAAAUUUUGACGCACCCUCCAAGGACAUCAUCAGUCUUUUUCUGAAAAAGAAUGUUGAAGACCGCCUCGGCUGCAAGGAUGACCCUCGGAAACAUGAGUUCUUCAAAUCCAUCAAUAUUCCUCGGCUGGAGGCGGGUCUUAUUCCACCUCCAUGGGUGCCCAAACCCAACGUUGUGUACGCUAAAGACACAGGUGAUAUCAGGGACUUCUCUGAGGUUAAGGGGGUUGAAUUUGAUGCCAAUGAUGAGAAGUUUUUUAAGGAAUUCAGUACAGGAGCAGUGCCAAUUCCAUGGCAACAGGAGAUGAUUGACAGUGGACUCUUUGAUGAGCUUAACGACCCAAACAGGAAGAAAUUGUCAGCGGGACUGGAUGAUGAUGAGCAAAAAUCCAAAUCUUGCACUCUUCUGUGACAAACAUGAGAACAUACUGCACAACAAUACAAACAAAUCACAUUUUUGAAGAAAAGAGCUUACAGUGGUUGUACUUUUAAGUUUUUUUUUUUUUUUUAUAAUAAUACAUAUUAUUAUUAUUAUUAUUACUACUACUAGUUUAUAGUGUUAUUUCUUUUAAUACCAAGUGCUUUUAUUGAGCAUUUGUAUGAAAGAUUAUGAAUUUUGUGUUCGGCUCAUGGUUGAUGGAUUGGCAAAGUCAUGUGCUGUUGCUGUGCUGUUAAUAGACAUGUUAAUAUUUUUUUUCUGAAAAUAAUGUUAAUUUUUAAAAAUUUGUUAUAUUGCUAAUUUAAUUUACAAUAAAUUAAAAUGUAGGAUCUCUAACCAGAUAUUUUUACAGGUGGUCUCAAACUUUUUGACCUAAAUGUAUACUUUUUACAGUCACAGGUCUUAGUGACUGAUGCUUUACUGAUGCCUGAACUUUAUGUUUGCUGGGUAGCCUACAUCUUAAACAGUUUGACAUGAGACAUUAUUAGUCUCUUAAAGGGAUAGUUCACCCAAAAAUGAAAAUUCUGUCAUCAUUUACUCCCCCUCAAAAAUCUUCCUGUGUGUACAGCAGAACAAUGAAAUUUAUAAAGAUUUGGAACAACUUGAGGGUGAGUAUGACAGAAUUUUCAUUUUGGGGUAAACUAUCCCUUUAAUAUUUAUCUGUAUGCUCUGUUAUUAAACGGUUAGUUCACCCAAAAAUUAAAAUAAUGUAAUUUAUUACUCACCCUCAUGGCGUUCCACACCCGUAAGACCUUCGUUAAUCUUCGGAACACAAAUUAAGAUAUUUUUUAUUAAAUCCGAUGGCUCAAUAAGGCCUCAUAGCCAGCAAUGACAUUUCCUCUCUCAAGAUCCAUUAAUGUACUAAAAGCAUAUUUAAAUCAGUUCAUGUGAGUACAGUGGUUCAAUAUUAAUAUUAUAAAGCGACGAGAAUAUUUUUUGUGCGCCAAAAAAAACAAAAUAACGACUUCUAUAGUGAUGGCCGAUUUCAAAACACUGCUUCAGGAUGCUUCAGAGCAUUAUGAAUUAGCGUGUCGAAUCAGCGGUUCGGAGCGCCAAAGUCACGUGAUUUCAGCAGUUAGCCGUUUGACACGCGAUCCAAAUCAUGAUUCGAUACGCUGAUUCAUAACGCUCCGAACGCUUACUAUAAGUCGUUAUUUUGUUUUUGUUUUUUGGCGCACCAAAAAUAUUCUCGUCGCUUUAUAAUAUUAAUAUUGAGCCACUGUACUCACAUGAACUGAUUUAAAUAUGUUUUUAGUACAUUUAUGGAUCUUGAGAGAGGAAAUGUCAUUGCUGGCUAUG